AUGGAGGCGCACCAACACUCCCCAGAUAGCAGCAGUGAGGAGUGCACCGUCCUGGAGGCUCCGCCCGGAAAAAACGCCUGCCUGCAGCAUGCAGGGAAGGUGGCAGAGCUGUUCUGUUCGGCCUGCGAGUGUGCGCUGUGUGAGGACUGUGUGCCGGACCAUGAGGAGCACCCGCAGGUGGCCCUCAGCCAGGCCCUGGAGCAGCACCGCAGCAGCCUGCAGGAGAGGCUGGGGGGCGUCCAGAACAGACUCCCUCAGAUUUCAGACGCCCUGUCCUUCGUUAAGGAGAUCCUCCAACAGCUGACCAAUCAGAGAGCUUCCAUCGAGGAGGACAUCCAGUCGAGCUUUGAGGAUCUGCACAAGCAGCUGGAUGUCCGGAAGAGUGUUCUGCUGAUGGAGCUGGAGGUCACGUAUGGACUCAAACAGAAGGUCCUCCAGGCUCAAGUGGACAGCCUCGUCCGGGGAGAGGGGGACAUCGAGGCUUCCUGCACCCAGACGGAGGAGGCUCUGGCUGGGGAGGCGUGUGUGGCGAGCCUGCAGGCGGAGCAGGAGCUGCGGGAGAGGCUGGGGGAGCUGGCCGGACUCGGGCUGCCGUGCCAGCCGGAGGAGAACGACCAGCUGGAUCUGCUGCUGGAGACAGACGGGCUGAGGAAGUCCAUACACAACCUGGGGACCAUCGUCACAACCAGUGCGGUGGCGAGCCAGAGCGAAGCCAUGGGUGCUGGCCUGGAGCAGUGCGUUGUGGGACAUCCUGCCUCGGUUACCAUAGUGACAAGAGACAAGUCAGGAGGAGCCUGCAAGAGUGGCAACGCAAUCCUGUCAGCUGAGGUCUUCACCCCCGAUGGAAGCAUAGUGGACGGGGAAAUAGUGGACCACAAGAAUGGGACUUAUGAGUUUGUGUACACGGUGCCGAAGGAGGGCGACUUCUCGCUGGCUCUCCGUCUGUACGACCAACACAUCAAAGGAAGCCCCUUCAAACUGACCAUCAACAGGGUCUUAGAAGCAGAAGUAGAGGUGUCCCCCUCCACCACCACAGCAACCAACUCAGCAGCCUACGCCACCCCGUCCACGGGCUCCUCUGAGGGGGCAAAGAGACGAGGGAAGUCCCCCGGCCAGAAGAAAAAGGGCUCCAAGAGGGCCAGCAGCGCCCUGGGAACCCCACGACGCAAGACCCAGAACCCCAUUGAGGACGACCUCAUCUUCCGGAUUGGAACGAAGGGGAGGAACAAAGGAGAGUUCACCAACCUUCAGGGAGUCGCAGCCUCAUCCAGUGGCAGGAUAAUAAUUGCUGACAGCAACAAUCAGUGCGUCCAGAUAUUCUCCAACGAAGGGGAAUUCAAGAGUCGUUUUGGGUUGCGGGGGCGGUCACCAGGGCAACUGCAGCGUCCCACCGGCGUGGCUGUGCACCCCACUGGUGACAUCAUCAUCGCCGACUAUGACAACAAGUGGGUCAGCAUCUUCACCAGCGAGGGCAAGUACAAGGCGAAGCUUGGCUCUGGCAGACUCAUGGGGCCAAAGGGCGUAUCUGUGGACCAGAACGGUCAUGUGAUCGUGGUGGACAACAAGGCGUGCACUGUCUUCAUCUUCCAGCUGACCGGCAAGCUCAUCGCCAAGUUUGGUAGUCGAGGCAACGGGGACAAGCAAUUUGCAGGUCCACACUUUGCAGCAGUGAACAAUAACAAUGAGAUCAUCGUGACUGACUUCCACAACCACUCUGUCAAGGUUUUCACCCCUGAGGGAGAGCUGGUGUUGAAAUUUGGCUCCAACGGUGAGGGAAACGGCCAGUUCAACGCUCCCACUGGUGUAGCUGUGGACGUUAAUGGGAACAUCAUCGUAGCUGACUGGGGCAACAGUAGAAUACAGGUGUUUGACGGCAGUGGCUCCUUCCUCUCAUACAUCAACACGUCAGCGGACCCUCUGUACGGACCCCAAGGUCUGGCUCUGACCUCAGACGGACAUGUGGUAGUGGCCGACUCUGGCAACCACUGCUUCAAAGUCUACCGCUACCUGCAAUGA
This is a messenger RNA of Anoplopoma fimbria (sablefish), 2016 nucleotides long. RefSeq names its product tripartite motif containing 2b (gene trim2b). The transcript is spliced from 13 exons. Gene Ontology annotation, biological process: proteasome-mediated ubiquitin-dependent protein catabolic process; protein polyubiquitination; negative regulation of translation. Gene Ontology annotation, molecular function: translation repressor activity; zinc ion binding; protein binding. The record is from RefSeq and is a predicted model, not a curated record. Bases 1 to 2016 code for a protein of 671 amino acids. Lineage: Eukaryota; Metazoa; Chordata; Actinopteri; Perciformes; Anoplopomatidae.